AUGGAUUAUCAUGUGGGUGAUGAAGUCGACUUUUUAGGUAUGAAAUCUAUCAUAAAGUACAUAGGCCCGCAUGCAAAAAAGCCCGGAACAUGGAUUGGCGUUGAAUUACCAAAGCCAAAAGGAAAAAACAAUGGAACUAUUCAAGGAAAGAAGUAUUUUGAGUGUGAGGAGAAUCACGGUGUAUUUGUUCAAGAAGAGGUUUUCCUUGGUGCUAUGGAAAGAUCAAAACAACAAGCGCUUGCAAGAAAUCAAUUAUUCAAAAAUAAAUCUGAACCGACAUCCCCAUCAACAAAUGUCACACCUACAAAGAGUGAUGAUAAACAAAAGCAAACGCCAAGUACUCAGCCUCCUACUGCAACAAAUCCAGAAAAAACAAUCAAAGAUUCACCCCCUCAGCCAGAAAAAUUAAUGAAUAGCUCAUCAACUGAAUCACUCUCUGAGUUAUUCCCUCUUUAUGAGCAAAUAGAUAAAGCUAAAUCCGAGUUUGACCAUUUAAAGCUAAAAUAUAACUCAGAGAAACAAAAAUACGACCAAGCGAGCUCUCAAUUAACUACUAUUGAGAAAAAUUUCAAAGAUUUGUGUACUAAUUUCCAAAACCAACUUGAACAAAAGCUAGAUUCGAUCGCUCUUGAAGGUUUGAAGCAGAAAAUCGAAAUCGAAGAUCAACUAUACAAGAAUCUUCUCAAAGAAGAAGAAUUACAAAAGAUUACAAUGAUGACGGCUUCAAGAAUCGAAAUUGAAUCUUUAGAACAAAUUUCAGAGCAGCACAAGUCAUUUGAAGCAAGUUUACUUGAGAUAUCCAAAGAAUUUGCUAAAAAUCUCGAUAGAAAUACAAAAAUUAAAAAAGAUCUCGAUAAAAAAUUAAAUUUUUAUCAAACUGAGAUCCAAAAAUGCAUUGACCAAGAGAAUUCAGCUCUAGAUACAUUACAGCACUACCAAACACAGAUAGAUGGCAAUACUCCUGCUUUAAUGCAAUCAAAGAAUUUAAAUAUCCAAUUAGAACAACUUUCCAAUUCAAUCAAGGCCAGUAACCAAUCAAAUACUAUUUUAUCUGCUCAAAAUGAGGAAAUUAAGAACUUUAUCCCUUUGAUACAAGAUGUUACAAAAGAAUCUUUUAUUCCGGUAUUAAUUUGUAAGCGGUUACAGAAGAAAAUACCUUUACUCCCUGUUCAGAACGAAAUUACUGAGCAAUUGUUGCAUUUUUGCCAAAUUGCGAUAUUAUUUUUGAGUUCUGAUAUUUUAGAAGCAAACAAUAUGCAUUUGUUGAUCACUGAACUCGAAAAAAUUGAAAAUUCUAUUUCAAAUUUCGAAAUUCCAAAAAUUGAUAUCGAAACCUUGCAAAUGCUGCUUCAAAAGUACACACAGCAUGCAAUAAGCCAAGCUGUAACUUCCAAUUUGAUAUUAUCAUAUGCGUACAAGGUAAAAGACUUGAAUUUGAAAAGUGAUCUCAGACAAUUGGCCAAAUUAGUGCAUGGAGUCAUUCAUCCUCUUACUAUUCCGAAGUAUCGUGAUGAAUGCGACUCGUUGGCCAUAGAAUUAAGAGAUGCACUGAGAAAAGCAGAAAAAGGAGAAAAUGUUCAAAUUUCUCAUCUCGAAAACAAGAUUUCGCUUCUUCAGUUAUCUUCUGUAGCUAUUCCUAGUUAUGAUUUCAUUAAAUCAUCAAAAUCAGAUGAUAAACAAGAAAAAUUAGUUUUUGUAGAGCAUGAAAUGAUGCCAGAGCUUAGAAGGAGAAUGAGAGAUGCAGAAGCUCUUUGUAAGACUUAUGCAAAUCAUAUAAACUCCAUCAAAAAUCAACUUAAUGAAAAUUAA
Molecule: messenger RNA, 1809 nt
Organism: Trichomonas vaginalis G3
Lineage: Eukaryota; Parabasalia; Trichomonadida; Trichomonadidae
Product: positive regulation of microtubule nucleation
Exons: 1
Coding region: 1-1809 (602 amino acids)
Source: RefSeq, a predicted model, not a curated record